This is a messenger RNA of Ricinus communis (castor bean), 977 nucleotides long. RefSeq lists its product as uncharacterized. Gene Ontology annotation, biological process: developmental process. NCBI's taxonomy places the organism in Eukaryota, Viridiplantae, Streptophyta, Magnoliopsida, Malpighiales, Euphorbiaceae. The coding region runs from base 284 to 520 and encodes 78 amino acids. The record is from RefSeq and is a predicted model, not a curated record. The transcript is spliced from 3 exons.
GCACCAGCAGGUUGCCAUGUUCAACAUUCCUAGUUAUUAUAUAUAUAAUUCAACCUUUUUUUGGCUUUUCUUGAUCCACUUCCUCCCCUUUCUUCUUCUCUCUCCCUUACUUUCCUUUUGUUCUUAGUUCCUAAUCCUACCUGUAGCUUCUUCUUCCUUCCUCCUUAAAUUGAAUCCUGAUUCUUCUGCACACACACACACAUAUAUGCAUGUAACUUGUAUAUCUUGCUGAACUUUUACUUGAUCGAUACCACCAUAUAUUUAUCAAGGCAUCAUCAGGAUCAUGGGCGACUCUUCUGCUUCUUAUAUUCACAUGGUGCACCAUCUAAUAGAAGAGUGCAUCAUAUUCAACAUGACCAGAGAAGAGUGCAUGGAAGCUCUUUCCAAGCAUGCUAACAUCAAACCUGUCAUCACUUCCACAGUGUGGAAUGAGUUGGAGAAGGAGAACAAGGAGUUCUUUGAGGCUUACAAGAACAAAAAGGAAAAUCAAAACGAGGCACAAGAUCCAAAGCAUGAUUAAUUGCUGAUUCUUCCAAGAUUGGUGUCAAUAAAGAAGACUGGUUAGUCUUUGUAAGAUCAUCUGGUAAGAAAAUAAUCAGGUGCCAAUCGGUAAAAACGAAAAAGAAAAAAGAAGGAAACCCUGAUUUUUCCCGUAAUUUGUAUAGUGUCUUCUAAGGGAGGAUUCGUUUGGUAGCAAAUAAGCUUAGUAAGCGCCUUUGGACUGUAGUACGUAGCGUAUCCUUAAUAAGAUUCUAAAGGUCAUGAACGGCGUCGUACAGGUUCUUAACGCUCUUCUCAUACUGUACUUGGAAACGUGAAGGCACGUGGGAGCAAUGCGGGAACAGGGAGCUUGCAUGCUGUCAUAUGCAAGGCAAUGCCCCUUGUGUUGUUUCUAUUGUAAGAUUUUUAUUGAAAAUUGCUACUUUUCAUCCUCAUUUAUUUCAGGGCAAAUUAUAAAAUCUCCUACAUAUGGGCUA